CCCCCCUUCUCCCCCCGCUUACGAGUCAUGAUGGCGGAACUGUAGGCGUUCGGGACGAGCAGGAGUGCACCGCCCGCCCUCGCUUCGCUACUGUAUAUAGUUAUUUAUUAAUUCAGUCAACUUUUUUUUUUACAUGUCCCCGCCAUGACUCGCUGGAUUCCCACUAAAAAAGAGAAGUAUGGAGUCGCAAUCUACAAUUACGAUCCCAGUGGUGAGCACGAGCUGUGUCUACAGGUGGGGGACACGGUGCACAUACUUGAGAAGCUGGAAGGCUGGUAUAGGGGCUACAAGUUACGCAAGAAAUCACAGAAGGGCAUUUUCCCCGUUUCCUACGUCCACCUAAAGGAGGCGGUGGUUGAGGGAAUAGGCCAACAGGAAAUAGUUAUUCCAGCAGAUUUACCCCUGGUACAGGAGAUCGGAGCCACUCUGAGGGAAUGGGCACAGAUAUGGCACAAGCUCUUCGUGGCAAACAAGACAACUCAGUUCAGGAGUGUACAGCAGAUGGCUUACAGCCUCAUCGAAUAUCGAUCUCAGAUAGUGUCAGGAACGCUGCCCAAGGAUGACCUUGAAGAGCUCAAACAGAAAGUGACAGCGAAGAUUGAUUAUGGAAACCGGAUUCUGGGCUUGGACCUGGUGGUACGAGAUGACGCAGGAAACACGCUGGAUCCUGACCGUACCACUACAGUCAGCUUGUUCAGAGCACACGAGAGCGCUUCCCGCAGCGUUGAUGAUAGGAUUCAAGAAGAAAAGAUGAGGCUACAAAACCUGGAAAUGAGGCGUCAGUCCCUGAUUAGUACUGUGCACACGUAUAGUGUCUUCAUGAACUUGAGGAACUUUGUAUGUAACGUUGGAGAAGAUGCUGAGUUGCUCAUGUCUCUGUAUGACCCUGACCAGUCUGAGUUCAUCAGUGAGAACUUCCUGGUGCGCUGGGACAGUACGGGCAUGCCUAAAGAAAUUGAAAAACUCAACAACCUGCCAGCGUUAUUCACGGACCUGAGCAGCAGCGACUUGAUGAGGCAGCGACUCUAUCUGGUGUGUCAGAUCAUCAGAGUAGGCAGCAUGGAGCUCAAAGAGGGCAAGAAGCACACCUGCGGACUGAGGAGGCCGUUUGGUGUGGCUGUGAUGGACAUUACAGAUGUCAUUAAUGGCAAAACAGAAGAGGACAAACAACAUUUCAUCCCCUUUCAUCAGAUAGCCAUGGAAACCUACAUCCGUCAGAGGCAGCUCAUCAUGUCUCCACUCAUGCCCUCUCGAGUCACGGGAGAGAAUGAACCACUCACCGCCGUCUUCAACAAAGUCAUUGCCACACGGGAUGUCAAUUCUAAAGGCCAGGGGCUGUUUGUGACUCUGAAGCUCCUCCCAGGGGAUCUUGCCCAAGUCAGGAAGGACUACUCGCAUUUUGUGGACCGCAGCACAGCCAUCGUCCAGAAAAUGGGAUUUCCAGAAAUCAUCCUUCCAGGAAAUGUGAGGAAUGAUUUUUACAUAACCCUGCUGCAGGGGGAGUUUGACCGUGGUAAAAAGAAGACCCCCAAAAAUGUGGAGGUCAUACUGAGUGUCCAUGACGAUGAAGGCAAUCCCAUGGAGAAAGCCGUAUUUCCUGGGGCUGGUUGUGAUGGCAUCACAGAGUACAAGUCUGUAAUUUACUACCAGGUGAAGCAGCCUUGUUGGAAUGAAACUGUGAAGGUGACAAUCCCAAUUGAAGAUGUAUGUCGCUGUCACCUGAGGGUGAUGUUUCGACACAGAUCUUCCCAGGACAAUAGGGACAAGUCAGAGAAGCCCUUUGGUAUGGCCUUUGUCCGGCUCAUGAGAGGAGAUGGCACCACGCUAAAAGAUGGCAGGCAUGAACUUAUCGUCUAUAAGGUUGACGUGAAAAAAGCUGAGGAUGCAAAGGUUUAUCUCACCUUACCUGCAACCUGGGCUGAAGUGGAGGAGAAGGAGAAGCAAACAGGGAAGCAGUUCCACCAUUCAGGAGUGAUUCCUGUGACUAAAGACAGCUUCCAGAUUGCGACGCUUACCUGCUCCACUAAACUCACUCAGAACGUGGAUCUACUUGGCCUCUUGAACUGGAGGUCAAACAGUGCAGGUUUGGACCAGAUCCUGCAGAGGCUGAUGGAGGUCGAAGGAGGGGAGAUUGUCAAAUUUCUCCAGGAUACACUUGAUGCUCUGUUCAACAUCAUGAUGGAGACUUCAGAGAAAGACACAUAUGACAGUCUGGUGUUCAAUGCUUUGGUAUUUGUCAUCUCACUCAUUGGCGACAUCAAAUUCCAGCACUUCAACCCAGUACUUGAAACCUACAUCAACAGGCACUUCAGUGCCACACUGGCCUACAUGAAGCUAACGGGGGUGCUUAACUACUAUGUGGCCCAUGCUGAAGAGCCUGUCCUGACUGAGAGACUCUAUGCAGCACUCAAAACUCUCAAGUACUUGUUCAGGUUUAUUGUACAGUCCCGGAUCCUGUAUCUGAGAUUUUAUGGGAACAGUGAAGAUGGGGAUGCUUUCUUCAACUCCAUUCGCACCCUUUUCCUGUCUUUCAAUACUCUUAUGGACAGACCCCUAGAUGAGGGGGUGAAGAUAAAGGGGGCAAUAUUGAAAUACCUCCCCAACAUCAUUAAUGACAUCCAGACUGUGUUUGAUCCCGUGGAGCUGAGCGUUCUACUAGCGAAGUUCAUUGAGAGCAUUCCCGACUCUCAGCUCGUGCGUCAGAAGCUCGGCUGCAUGUGUAAAAUGGUGGAGAGUGACCUUUUCAAGCAUCCAGAUUGCCGAGAUGUGCUGCUGCCACUUGUGACUGACCAGCUCAGUGGCCAGUUGGACGACCACUCUAGUAAACCUGAUCACGAGGCCUGCGUCCAGCUGCUCGGCACAGUGUUGGACAGUCUGGGCCGCAAGGAUGUGGGUCCAACCAGAGGUCACGUACAGCUGAUAAUGGAGCGGCUCCUUCGCAGGGUUAAUCGCACCGUCAUCAGCAUGGACAGGAGCUCUCCUCUCAUUGGCCACUAUCUUGCCUGCAUGACGGCGAUCCUGAAGCAAAUGGAUGACAUGCAUUAUGCCCACUACAUCAGCACCUUUAAGACAAGACAGGAUAUCAUUGAUUUCCUCAUGGAGACAUUCAUCAUGUUUAAGGACCUCAUGGGAAACAUCUUCCCUGCUGACUGGGUGAUCAUGAACCUGGUGCAGAUGCAGGUCUUCCUGAGGGCCAUUAACCAGUACUCGGAUGUUCUCAACAUGUAUUUCCUGGACCAGGCGCAUUUUGAACUACAGCUAUGGAAUAACUACUUUCAUUUGACUGUGGCGUUUCUUACUCACAAGACACUGCAGCUGGAAUCUUUCUCUCAGGAGAAACGAAAUAAGAUACUGAACAAAUAUGGGGACAUGAGGAAGGCUAUUGGAUUCAGGAUCAGAGAUAUGUGGUACAAUCUUGGCCCCCACAAAAUGAAGUUCAUCCCAGAUAUGGUAGGGCCCAUACUGGAGGUCACACUGGUGCCACAGCCUGAACUGAGAAAAGCCACCAUACCCAUCUUCUUUGAUAUGAUGCAGUGUGAGCACAACUUCAGCCCCGGGCGCACAUUUGAAAAGUUUGAGAACGAGCUGAUAAAAAAAUUAGAUCAAGCGGUAGAAGGAGGCCAAGGGGAUGAGCAGUACAAAGUCCUGCUGGAGAAAACGCUGCUGGACCACUGCAGACGUCACAGAUACCUGUCCCAGCCCGUGGAGGAGCUGGCUCUGCUGCUGAGCAGCCUGCUCGAGAAUCUCCUGGCGUACCGCACCAUCACACACGAUGAAAGCCUCGUGCACCGUAUGAGCUGCACCGUCAACGUGCUGAAUUUCUACAAAGAAAAGAAGAGAGAGGACAUUUACAUUCGAUACUUGUACAAGCUGCGGGACCUGCAUCUAGACUGUGAGAACUACACCGAGGCAGCAUACACUCUGCUACUACACGCUGAAUUAUUGGAGUGGUCUGACAAGCCCUGUGCACCUCAUCUGAUACAUGGAGAUGGGGGGCAAGUGUUGAGCCAACAGGAGCUCAAAGAGAGGCUUUUCCAUGAAAUCAUAUGUUACCUAGACAAGGGCAAGAUGUGGGAAAAGGCCAUUGAGAUGGACAAGCAGCUGGCCAAGAUGCAUGAGAGCUACAUGUUUGAUUUCAUGGAGCUGAGCCAGCUGUUGAAAACACAAGCCCAGUUCUAUGAAAAUAUAAUGCAUGCCAUGCGGCCUCAGCCGGAGUACUUUGCUGUCGGUUAUUAUGGUCUUGGAUUCCCUUCCUUCCUCAGGAACAAGAUGUUCAUCUUUAGAGGCAAAGAGUAUGAGUGGCUCGAAGACUUCAGCUUAAAGCUGCUGUCUCAGUUCCCAAACGCGGUCCGGAUGACCAGCACAGCGCCCCCUGGAGACGACAUAAUCAACUCCUCUGGACAGUACAUCCAGUCCUUUACUGUGAAGCCUGUUCUAACUUUUCCGCACCAGUUCAAAGACAAAGGUGUUCCAGAGCAGAUAUUAAACUAUUACCGAACCAAUGAAGUGGACCAGUUCCAGUAUUCCAGGCCCUUUAGGAAAGGCGAAAAGGAUCCAGACAAUGAAUUUGCAACCAUGUGGAUUGAGCGAACAACUUACAUUACUGCCUAUCGCUUCCCAGGGAUUCUGAAAUGGUUUGAAGUUAAAUCUGCCUCAGUGGAAGAGAUCAGUCCUUUGCAGAACGCCAUAGAAGCCAUGGAGAUGGCCAAUGAGAAGCUGAGUAACCUCGUGCAGAAGCAAGCGUGCGAUCGUUCGCUUUCUGUCAACCCGCUGUCCAUGAUGCUCAGCGGCAUCGUUGACCCGGCCGUCAUGGGUGGAUUCUCCAACUAUGAGAAGGCGUUCUUUACAGACACCUACAUCCAAAAGCACCCAGAAGACCGACAGCGAAUUGGGGUCCUUAAACACCUCAUCGCCCUUCAGAUCCCUCUCUUGGCAGAUGGGAUUCGCAUCCACGGGGAGAAGACGACAGAACAGCUGAAGCCCCUGCACAACCGUCUGGUGACUUGCUUCCAAGACCUUCGGGAGAAAGUGGAGAAGCAUUAUGGCGUCAUAACCUUGCCUUGCUCCCUGACUGAGAAGAAGAAGAGUCGCGUGGGCUCCAUGGUGAUGCCCUACAUCCUGUCCUCUACUCUGCAUCGCAUGUCCACCAUGUCCACCCUCUCCGUCGCCUCCUCAGACCUCUCCAGCGGCUCCGCGUCGUCAGAAGGGUACUCCUCCAUGUCAUCCCAAGAGUCCUUGUCGUCCCGUCCCGGCGAUCGCAGGGCCUCCGUGCUGUCCCACUCUGAGGAGGACAACAGGAUUGCUAGAAAGAACAGGAAAGAGUGGAGUGUGAGCAAAUCUCAGGUUUUAAUGGAGAGGCAGUCGGACACAGAUGUGACGCCUCCAGAGAAGCAGCCGAGGCCAAAGAGUUUACAGCUGGGGGACCGGCGGCUUACCCUCUCUCUGUUCCAGGGCGCUGCAGCCCAACUCACUCUGUCUAACCCCCUCAGCCCUCUACCUGCCACUCCACAGCCCCUACACACACCACGCAGCUCCAGUUAUUCAUCGCUUUUCAGCGACAAUGAUGCCAGUAGCGCUGACACCCCAGGGACCCCCCCACCUAUGCCUCCGAAGAAACACCCGCAUGAGACUGACAACGCCAGGAUCUCGUCUGAGUUCACUCCUCCGCUACCAGUAAAAACUGAGAGCAAGCCUCCCCCACCUCCCCCGAAAACACGGAAGUCUAUGUUCCCCUCGUAAGAGCACACCUCCCGUUAAGGCUUCACAUGUUCACAGACCUUGAAGUUUCCCUAUUCAUCUAACAUGUCUAUGAUAAAAUUGCAGUUUACUAAUUUGAGGUAUGUUGGGCACAUUAACAGGACCAGAUUAUGUCUUAUGUAUUGUACUAAUAAUUGUAAACAAUCCUUUGCUCUCCUGUUUUACCUCGUGUUUUUUCAUUAAUGUGGUAGGAGACAUAUGUAUAGGGUUGCUGUCAUUGGAUUGCUGUGCAAAGAACAGCUAAUACACGAGUAAAACCUUUGCUUUAGGCGGCGUCUUUGACGAGCUAGUCGUCAGUUUGCUUUGCUCUUUUCUUGCAUAGAACUUGUUGCAGAAGCUUUAUCAUUCACAGGGAAAACAAAUGACCAAUGCUGCAAUGUAAUACUUAACUUUUACAUGUUGGAGUGACACUGGACGACCCACAGCUGUUUACCAGCGUUUUUUUAUUAAGACAGGAAAUUGUGUUCAAACUCGAUGGAGUUGAAAUGAUUUUGAUGUUGGUACUAUUCUGCUCACCCUCUAAUAUUUUGCAGAAACACUGGAUGGAAUUUUUGAAUGUGGUACGUGGAUGCUGAUUAAUUGAAUACUGUAACAGAUGCUUCCAAACUGCAUCAUGCUGGUGUUGGUGUUCAGGAGAAAGUUCACCUUAAAGUCAUCCUUAGAGCAUUUGGGACAGCAGACUCGGUGCAGCUUAAGGACGGGAACCAGAACAAGCAGCUUGUCCUGCUGUUUUCUUUUGUUUGCCGUCUGUGCGCUCUGUCAGUGUUAACGCCGAUAACUGGCUGUCACGUCUAGCUGCAUACAGACAUGAGCGGUUGUCAGUCUUCCCACAUAAGCCUUGCCGAGGCAGUAAAUAAGCAGAGUUUCCAAAUUUUCAACCUUUGAAAGAGCCCUAAAUGCUGAACGGUACAAGCACCAGUGCCUUCUGAAGUUGUGUCUGUAGGUGUUGGUAGAGUUUGUUAUUUUAUCAGUUCACUGAGAUUUAAAUUAUUGCUGUUCAUUGAAUUUUAAUAUUUCUGUUGUUUGCACACGCCCUGUGCACAGAAAAUACUUUAUUUUUACAUGAAUGAUUACAUCUUAUUCUUCUAGCGUGCACUGUCUAGAUUACACUGUAUUGCUCAGGAAGCAGCAAUACAUCACACGUGCCUAGUGCUAAGUCUAUGCAUGUCAGAGCUUUCAAACAUUAUCAAAUUGAACUGAUAUUUAAUUGUCAGUAUUUUGUUUAUUUUUUUGAUUGCCAUUUCUGUACAGAUCAUGUUGCUAACAAGAAUCAAAGAAUUUUAUACAAGCCUCGAGAGAUAAACAAAUAAUCUUUUUUAUGAGUAAACCGUUGUUGACUGAACAAAAAUAAAGACCUGUUGAAAGAUCA
Molecule: messenger RNA, 7126 nt
Organism: Betta splendens (Siamese fighting fish)
Lineage: Eukaryota; Metazoa; Chordata; Actinopteri; Anabantiformes; Osphronemidae
Gene: dock5
Product: dedicator of cytokinesis 5
Exons: 51
Coding region: 145-5739 (1864 amino acids)
Biological process (GO): cell migration; small GTPase-mediated signal transduction
Cellular component (GO): cytoplasm; plasma membrane
Molecular function (GO): guanyl-nucleotide exchange factor activity; small GTPase binding
Source: RefSeq, a predicted model, not a curated record